Colletotrichum karsti is the source of this 921-nucleotide messenger RNA. RefSeq lists its product as uncharacterized. The transcript has a single exon. Lineage: Eukaryota; Fungi; Ascomycota; Sordariomycetes; Glomerellales; Glomerellaceae. The coding region runs from base 1 to 921 and encodes 306 amino acids. The record is from RefSeq and is a predicted model, not a curated record.
AUGGGCCUCGCUCUUCAUAACAGCAGCAAUGCGCUAGAAUCUCUUUCCCAGGGCCCCUCGCAGGUCACCACCCGCCCGCGCCCCCGGGCACAUUACAGGGGCGCUUUCCUCCGCGCCGACGGCUCCCUCUCAUUAAAUCGGGAGUACGCCGACCAAAGACUUCACCUUCUCGACCUCGUCCUACACGCAAAUCACCAGAACCGAGUACAACGGCGUCGGCGAACGUGUCGACGCCCUCAAAACAAUCGCACCGUUUCGCAAUGGCGCUCCGACGAGACCGCCGAGGGCCGCGCGAUCGCGGCCCUCAGCGGUGUUAGAGUUCCGGGCGAGGCCCCACAACUCCGCCGUACCCCGUCGCUGGAACGGCAGGGUGCCUUCCGGCUUCCCGGUACCACCAAAGGUCAGAUGGAUCAGGAACAGAGAGAUGUCGCCGAGCUGUAUCGUCUUGGCCUUCUUUAUGACGAUGAAUAUCUUCGUGGGGAAGGUUUUGAGCUGGGUUCGAUCGUGCAUGAUGAGCCUGAGUUCGCCAUGCGCCCUGCUAAGCGGGCGCGCAGAACGAGGUCUCAGCGACGGUCUUACGAGGAUGAUCUGCAGCUGACGUUGGAUAUUUCUCUCGCCGAGCUUGGUCGCGAUGAGUCUUUUGCGCGGUACCUUCUUUCUCCCGAUUUGGACGAGCCUCCUUCCGACGACGAGUCUACACUUGAGCGUUUGCAUCCUGCGACUGGGCUCAUCACUCCUCCCGAAUCACUCUGCGGCGAGACUCCUGACUUAACCUCCGAAUCCGAUUUCGACUCCCAAAGUUCUCUUAGUUCUUUUACCAAUUACGAUCAGUGUACGACCAACCAUCCGAGGGAUUGGAGCGAUGGUUCGAACCAGGAUGUCUUCGAUGAUGCCUGGAUGGUGCUGGGUGACGGCUCGUAG